AUUCUCCUUCAAAGAAAACGGGGCUGGGGAUGUGCUGUUUCGCCAUUGAUGGUUAAAUUUAUGAUAUUCCUUGAAAUCGGGGAAAAUGACUGAUAAAUUAUCAUCAUUCUUCUUAAAGGUUCAAGCAGUUGAAGAAUCUUUUCUACAACUAGGUGAAUCUGACAGAGAGAAGGCUAUCACCAUCCUUUCCUCGUCCAUUAAAAAAUUACAAACAUUACUUGGUUGUACGGUCAUCCAACAAGUUAAAAAAACAGUUUUAUGCUUAGAAAAAAACAAGGAAACGGAGCAUACAAAUGAUGAUUUGGAUUUCGAUGAUGAUGCUGAAUGCACAGAAAGUUUUUUUGAGGACCCUGAAACAAAUGAAAAACCGAUAGAAUUUACUCCAACAGAAAAUGUCUCUAAGAAGGAAAAUAAGGUUGCCAAGGAGACAAGAAAACGUGGAAAGGGAAAUGGAAUUAGUACAAAUAGCGUUAACCAGCAAAAGAGGAAGACGAAAUAUCAACUCCAAAAACAGAACCAAAAGCAAAACAAUCGAAAGUUAUUCUAUUGUUCGGAAUGUGACGAAACCCUGACGCAUCCCCGGUCCAUUAGAAACCAUAUUAAUGUACACGGAGAGCAGCCCAUGAGUUGCCUUAAAUGUCAUAAACUGUGUCAAAAUAUCGUAGAAUUUCAAUAUCACGAUUGUCUAUCCGUGUCUCGGAAAACAGAUCCAGCAUGCUCAGAAUGCGGGAACUUGUUUAAAUCCGCAAAAACUUUAAAAAAACAUCUUAAAAAAUGCCUCAAGCUUAAACACAAGAAGUACGAAUGUUUUAUUUGUCAAAAAAGGUUUACGAAAAAAUCAGCCAUGUUUUCUCAUCUCAAAAUUCACGCUGGAGACAAAAUGGUUUGUCAGAAAUGUGGAGUCUUUUGUGACGAUUUUGAGCAAUACACGGAACAUAUGAGUAACCAUGACGACAAGGCUCCAUUUAAAUGCGAUAAAUGUGAUCAGACUUUUACGAGAGUUCAGCAGUAUAAUCAACAUAUGGCUGGACAUGAGAGAUACAACUGUAGUCAGUGUGUCCAGUCUUUUUCCAGUAAUGAAAAGCUGCAGAAGCACGAACAUGAGGAGCAUAAUUUAUCUGCGUCGAUACCAGAAGAUAAAAGUCACGUAUGUGACGUUUGUGGGAAAAUCUUCGUGAAACCAGGACAAUUAGUCGUACAUCAAAGACUUCAUACAGGAGAGAAACCUUUGGAAUGUUCAUUCUGUCAACUUUUCUUCCGAACUACCAGAUCAUUACUAAAACAUAAAGAAACGUAUUCUCACUGUGCUCGAGCUGGCGUUACUAAAGACAGACAUUUUCUCUGUUCUCAGUGUGGUAAAUCGUUUUUCAGGAAACAGACGUUGAAGCGCCAUCUACGAUGCCAUACAGGAGAGCGUCCACAUAUGUGUCAGUACUGUGGCUAUAAAACAAGUGAACUCAAUAAUCUGAAACGACACGUUGUUCACCAUUUUAAAGGUCAGCGGAAUUUUAUUUGUGAAAUCUGCGGAGAUGCCUUUCACACCAAGAAAACCUUAGAGAGUCACCAUAUUCACAGGCACAACGAGGACCGAAAUUUUACGUGUUCCGAAUGCGAAAUGUCGUUUAAAUCAAAAAGCGGCUUAAACAGACACAGUAAAACGCACUCCAAGACAAAAGAACAUAAAUGUUGGUGUGACGCGGCAUUUGGUAGACUUUAUAAUUUAAGACGACACAUGCGUAGCGUUCACGGUAAUGAUAGUGCCUUACCCCCCGUGAGAAAAAUAGCUGUGUUAGAUCAGACCGAUCCUGUUGAUGAUGUCGGAAAAUCAUUGACGCAAAAUACUGAGAAAUACGACGAGAGCCAAUUGGUGCCAUGUAUUCAGGAGGAAAAUAUGAUGAAUAAUUGUCUACAGAUGUCUGAAGCUUACCAACAACAUCAUAACAUGGCUAAUCACAUGACUCUCGAUACCCAGGGUAUGGUUUACGAUAAUAUGGCCCCUGCUCAAUCUAUCGUCGGUUACCCUAAUACGUCACAUGUAGUAGGUGUCGAUCAUCAACGUCCUCCAGAUUAUUAUCAGAGUAAUAUGCCCAUGAUGGAUAAUAUGACGCCGGCACCUGAUUAUAGUAAUCCCUGUAUGUAUAUACAGAAUGUAUUAUUACCCACAGUUGCUGGUCUUUUAGAUUUAUCUCAUGCUGGAAAAUAAGCACAUUAGUAAGAUCAACAAGGAAGAAUCCUAUUGAAUUUCUGUGAUUUUUAUACACCCACAUUGAAAUGUGGGCGCAUAUUGUCCUCACCCCGACCAUCCAUUUACUUCCAGAGUUAUGGCCCUUGAUCACUUUGUGUAAUAACUUCCAGAGUUAUUUCCCUUGAUCUCUGUAUAGUGAGUGUUCACAAGAUUCUAUAUGGCCACAGAUCACUAAUGAUUUCCCCAUUGACUUUAAUGUUAAUUCUCGUCUCUUAGACCGGCUCCAACUUUUUCCCAAAUUUUCGUUGGGUAGAACGUUUUCUACCACAGAUGGAGCAACAUGUGGCAAACUCUUGCCGAAAAGCAUGUAUGAGGUUCACCAUGAAAAACUUGAGAUACACAAGCUGGAAGUAGAGACAAGUAAACAUGCAAUUUUCAGCCCUACAUGUACAUUUCAACCUAACCAACCUCUCAACUCUUGUAUCCUUCCGCCUCAAAAUCAUGAAUAUUCAUCCAAAACCUGGCAGAAAAUGCAUUUACAAACCCUUUUCUUCGAUUCUACACCAAAAAGUCAACAAAAAUCGCCAUGCAAAAGGGGGAAAAAGGGAAAGGGAGAGAAAGACUAAAAAUAACUUUCGCCCUACAUUCGUGAUUGACGGCGUAGACAUAUUUGGUGAGCUCUGUCCAAUAUGGUCGACCCUACUCCUUGUCACGUACAACUAGGGAAUCGAAACCACGCCAGUUGACUCAAUGAUACAGCCCGCACGUGCUAACCAUUCGGCCAUCCAACCCCCCUCCACAUGGGUGACCGCUAUGUACAUACAACCAUAUUUCAAUGGGAGCAUAUAAAAUGGUCCAAAUAUUAAACAUUUUAAUUUUUAAUUGACUUAGAAUGUUCAAAUUGUAAAUCAUUAUUCAAUGUGACUUCGACCUACAUUUAUAAUAUCACAUAAAAGACAAAAUCAGGAUCCCUUUUAUCUAGUCAACGAAUUAUUGUAUUAAAUUAUUGUUAUUUAACCAUAGGUUAUUAUUAUUGUAUCAAAUUCUUGUCAUAUAACCAUGCACUAUUAUUGUAUUGAACUUUUGUCAUAUAACCAUGAAUUAAUAUUGUAUUGAACUCUUGUCAUAUAACCAUAGCUAUUGUAUAAAUGUAUGUAACUCUUGUCAUAUAAAACUAAGGUAAUUAUGGUGUGUUCCCACUUUCUUAAAACUAUACUCUGUUUAACAGUAGUCACUCAAGAACUGUUCACUAGUGUUCAGCGUUAAUGACAGGGCUGAGGCCAUUACAUUGCCAAUGUAAUUAAUUACAUUACCAUUACUUUUUAAAUGUAAUCAUUACAAUUACUUUCUCAUUUUUAGCAAUGUAAUUAAUUACUAUUACCCAUUACAAUGAAAGUAAUUAAUUACCAUUAACUUAAUGAGCUCGUAAUCCCUCUUAACAAAAUUUAUUAACCAACUUAAUAAAACAAGAACAAUCUUAUGUCGAAAUCACCAUUUCACAGAUAUUAUUUGGUGGUACCAAAAGGCCUCGAGUUAAGAAAUAUUGACAACUUGAUACAAGAAUUGACCAUUUGAAAACACAGUUAUUAAAUGGCACUUAAGUGUAAAUCAGUAUGGAACAAAUAUUUCCUAUUUAGUGGGGCUGUAAAAUGAUUGUUAUGUUGAAAGGCAUUUAUUUAUAAAUUAUAUAAUGCUAUUUAAUAAACGUUAAAUGUGUAAAUUGUAAUGCAUUUUUAUAUGUGUAAAUUAUUUAAUGUUAUUUAAUAAAUGUUAAAUUUGUUAAAAUCAAUACAUUAUUAUAUGUGUAAAUUAUUUAAUGUUAUUUAAUAAAAGUUAAAUUUGUUAAAAUCAAUACAGUUUUAUUCUUAAAAAAGAUAUGGACUAUAGUUUAUAACACCAUUGUUCUAGGAUUAACUCUGGAUUAGCGGCAAAAUUUGACAUCAAAGCAAAGUGGGAACACCCCGUAAUUAUUUACAUGUAUUGAACUCUGGUUAUACAACCAUGGAUUAUUAUUGUAUUGAACUCUUGUUAUACAACCAUGGAUAAAUAUUGUAUACAUGUAUUGAACUCUUGUUAUAUAAUCAUAGAUUAAUAUUGUAUACAUGUAUUUAACUCUUGCUAUUUAACCAUGAAUUAUUAUUAUAUAUAUAACCAUGAAUUAUUAUUAUAUACAUGUAUUUAACUCAUGUUAUAUAACCAUGGAUUAAUAUUAUAUACAUGUACCAUGAAUUAUUAUUAUAUAUAUGUACUGUGAAUUUUUAUUUAACUAUUGUCAUAUACAUAUUACAUGUGCCAGAAUCAAAACUAAAGUUAUAUUUAAC
Molecule: messenger RNA, 4506 nt
Organism: Patella vulgata (common limpet)
Lineage: Eukaryota; Metazoa; Mollusca; Gastropoda; Patellidae
Product: zinc finger protein 879
Exons: 4
Coding region: 86-2203 (705 amino acids)
Source: RefSeq, a predicted model, not a curated record